UGUGUGAUUCCAGCCAUUUAAAUAUUAACCAGUCUCCAUCACGGACUUGAAAGCCAUUCAAUGAUUAUCAUCCAACUCUUAAUAAAAACUACUGGCAAAUUGCAGAGAGGUUAAGGGGAGAAUGCGAAAAAAUCCAGGGAGUGGUUGUUGCCUUGUUGUCCACUUCUCAGUGGCCUAAAAAGUAAACCAGGGUUCUUAAUGAAAAGUCAAGAAUUGUGGACCGAGUCACAUAUGAUUUCUCAAAAUACCAAGAAGGUCGUCUGUUGAAUAACUCCUCCAGCGAGGAUCGCAUCUUUGUUUUGUGGCUUGAUUUGGCUGAUCUCACGAGAGAUAAAUAGCAGCUGAUCUGGAAAUCAGUGUCUAGAGAAAAGGCUUUAGAUCAGAGAUUGUGGGGGUAUCUUUGAGCUAUCGGGAGUGAUCACUUGUUGAUUUUUAUUAGGCAAACCCUAGUAGCAAGAAUGUUGCCACUUGAAAAAUUUGGGGAGAUUAGUCCCAUUUGAAGCGACUAUAUUUUGGAAAAGAAAAUGAUUAGUUAUUGAUUGAGUGGUUGUGGUUGUGGUCUCACUGUAAAAGAAAAAUUGGAGAUCAAGGUCAGACUAGAUUUCUAUAUAUAUCUGGUGAAAGCUUCUGGGAUAGGACCUGAAUUUGGUUGGUUUUUGUGUAUAAGUAAAUCAAGGGUUUCAUGGCUAUGUCGUUUAGGGCGUCCUGUGUUUUCUAAGCUGCUGCUUUCCUUGCAAACUCCAGUUCUUGAUUUGUGACAUCAGUAUUUAGUCGAGGUUAACCACGGAGAACCGUAGGAGAGUGAUGGGCUUUUUGCUUCUUGGUUCAACUGGUCCACCAAUAAAAUGCAGAGCUGGUUUACGACAGGAGCAAGCAGGACGUGGCUCUUACAGAGGAAGUUAGAGAUCGGUGUUUCUGGGGUUUAGCUUGUUGUAGUUGAAGUUGUUCCCAGAAGGUAUUGUUCAAGAUAAGAGAAUGGUGGCUACUACUGCAGUUAGGCAAAAGUUAAGGGCCUUGUGUCAUGACAAGCCAUGGAUAUAUGCAGUAUUUUGGAAGCUUAAGAACCGGAGUGACUUGCUUACCUGGGAAGAUGGCUAUAUUGACAACGGAAAAUCAGUUGCUUAUGUUAGAAAUGCUUUAGAUCAUGGGGUCCUGAGUGGUAAAUUUGGGACCACAUAUUUUUGCUGUAAAAUGGACAUCGCAAGCGGAAAACUUAUACUAUGCCCUACUCAUAUUGCAAUGGCAGGCAUAUCACAUGAUUCAUAUGCAAUUGGAGAAGGGGUUCUUUGUAAAAGGCAAUCAGCAGACAACCAUGUUUGGAUUGCUGCUUCUGAGCUUAACUCGGAGAUACUGUCAGAUUACCCUCCAGAAUGGCAGCUUCAAUUUGCAGCAGGUAUCAAGACUGUUCUGCUUGUACCAGUUAUUCCGCUUGGGGUUGUGCAGCUUGGUUCAUUAGAUAUGGUUGAGGAAGAUUUGAAUGUGGUGGCUUAUAUAAAGGAUUCCUUCAGUAUAUUUCAACAUAAUGCAGGGGCUUGCAGUGACAUGGCCCUGAGAUUGGGUCAUGUUAAUCCUUUGUCAUCAGUGAAGGAAUGUUUGGUUGAGAAUCUGUUAUCACCUUCUUCUUUGAUUGGCAACUUACCUAAUCCUAUACAGUCUCAGCAGUCCUGGGGGAGGGAUUUCAUGGCUAUUGAUAGUGGCCAAAAGAAUGGGGAUGAGAUGAUUUCUAGUGAUCAUCAUUUUUAUCCUCUGUUUGCUCCUGAGGAUGAUUUUCCACAUCAAAUUGUAACAGCCCAGGUAAUGGAAAUGAAUGAAAAACCUCGUGAGGAGGAAAGUAUAUGGAAGAUAAUCUACGGAGAAUUACUGGUUGAUCCUAACAAUGCUUUUUUUGAUCAUCAUCUAUGUGAGGAAGAAAUCACACAAAUCAGUAUGAACUUACCGGAUAACAGUUAUCUUUCACAUGAUGCCAAUGAUAUUUCUUUUGCUGAAAAUAUGUUUGAUGAAACAUUAUGGAAGAACUUUGAAGCUGGUACUAUGAUAGAUGAUGAUCAACUCUUGAGCUUCCCAACUUACUGUGAGCUGCACAAAGCACUUGGGUCGGGUUCCCUAGAGCAGCAUGCUGACCAUACCUGGAAUAUUUCAUCAUCAAAGACUGCUCAAUCGAAUUGCACACCUGCUAAAUAUGAAACCAUAAUUGAGGAAUCUAAGGCAUGGUUGGCCAAUGGCAAUGACACAGGACUUCUGUUAGAUGCUGUAAUGACCCAUACACGUUGUGGUUCAGAUGAUGGUUCAUCUGAGACAUCGAGAUGUACAAAAUCAUAUAGCAGCUCAUCAGAGAAGCUUUCAGAUUCCUGUCUAACUCAGUGCAAAGCAGAAAUUGAUCCUUUGAGAUUUGACAUUUCACAGAUGCUUGCACAUGUAAAUGGUGCAGCUGGCCCCUUUGAUGGUUUGAUGGAUUCUCCCAGGCGGUAUUCAUCGAACGACAGUAAUAUUUUUAGCAAUGAUGGGCACCAGAAAAAAGGGACAGCAAAAUUGCAUCCUAUAGCCAAAAGAAGAGGGAAAAACAAUGAUUUACAUAAGCCAAGACCACGAGACAGACAGUUAAUCCAGGAUCGAGUUAAGGAGCUACGAGAGCUUAUUCCAAAUGGAUCUAAAUGCAGCAUUGAUGCAUUGUUGGAUCGGACUGUGAAGCACAUGCUCUUCCUUAAAAAUCUCUCCAGCCAAACUGAAAAAUUGCAGCACUGCUCGUAUUCAAAGGCACAGGUUAAAGACGCGGAUUCAUGUUUGUCGACAGCUCAAACUCACCAGGACCAAGUCAGCUUGGCAUGCCAAUUGGGAAGGACAUCCAAACAGUUCCCAUUGAUCAUUGAAAACCUAGACCAGCCAGGCCAUAUACUUGUGGAGAUGCUAUGCAGUGAAUAUGGUCUAUUUCUAGAGAUUGCCCAAGUCAUUAGAAGCAUGCGGCUGACCAUCCUGAAAGGAGUUCUGAAAAACAAGUCGGAGGAGCUUUGGGCACACUUCAUUGUUGAGACCUCAAGAGGUUUCCACAGACUGGAUAUUCUUUUGCCGCUAAUGAGACUAUUGCAGCGGAACGUUCCUUCCGACACUCCGAUUAUGUGAAUGUGAAAGCUUUGCAGGUGCUGUAGAACAAUGUGUGCUCUUGAUGACUUUGUUGGUUAUAUUUCUUAUGUAACUUAUGUUAUAAACAAAACCUUUUAUUUGGGGUUGUGAUUUAAUUUCAUGUCAUGUAUUGUUACCA
Messenger RNA from Dioscorea cayenensis subsp. rotundata (Guinea yam), 3256 nucleotides. Its product is annotated as transcription factor LHW-like. The record is from RefSeq and is a predicted model, not a curated record. Lineage: Eukaryota; Viridiplantae; Streptophyta; Magnoliopsida; Dioscoreales; Dioscoreaceae. Gene Ontology annotation, molecular function: DNA-binding transcription factor activity; protein dimerization activity. The coding region runs from base 976 to 3117 and encodes 713 amino acids. The transcript is spliced from 12 exons. Gene Ontology annotation, biological process: regulation of DNA-templated transcription.